CUCGUUUCGGGCCGCGCGCGAGUUUUAAAAGCCAGUCUGGGCUCGGCUGGAUCGGAGUCUCUAACCUCUCCCAAACUAAAAUUUUUCCUCAGCUAGUAUUUUAAAGACACAUAAAGGAUGGCAGACAAGAUCAUAUUCCGGGACCUGGAGGUGCGCACGGUGCUGGGGCACGACUCGUGGGAGCGCACAAAGAAACAGCCGGUCCUCAUUACGGCUGAAAUUCACACGUCGAUUGCGUCUGCGGGCCGCACAGACAAGGUCACGGAGAGCGUGCACUACGGCAACGCAUGCAAGCAGGUCACGGCGUUUGCCGAGGGAGCCCACAGGCUGCAGUCGCUGGAGGCGCUUGCCGAUGGCAUCGUGCGGACGUGCCUGGGGGUGACGGAGCGGGCGCUGGCAGUGCACGUGACAGUGAACAAGCCGCGGGCCCUCCUGCACGCCAAGCACGCAGGCGUCGAGGUGUUCCGCACGCGCAAGGAGAUGCUGGGCAGCUGGGGCAGCGAGCCGGUGCAGGCGGCGGAUGAGAGCGACCAGGAGUUUGGGCAGCGCGUGGCCCGUGUGGGGGCCGAGCGCCUGGCGGCCGAGCAGGCGGCAGGGGCGUUGGCGCAGGAGGACCGGAUUGCGGUGCGGCGGCUGCAGCUGAGCACGAUCAUCGGCGUGAAUCUGUGGGAGCGGCACGCCAAGCAGGUGGUGGAUCUGGAUCUGACCAUGCACUACCGCAAGGCGGCUGAGGUGCGGGAUGCGGUGCCGGCGUACCGCAACUUCCGCACGGUGGUGGAUGCGAUCACGGAGCUGGUGGAGAAGAGCUCGUUCCGCACCGUCGAGGCGCUGGCGACGGCGGUGGCACGCGCUGGGGUCAAGGAGUGCCACGUGCCGCGCAUCACCGUGCGCGUCGAGAAGCCCAGCGCGCUGGUCUUUGCUGCGUGCUCGGCAGUCGAGAUCACCCGCGCCAGCUCGGACUUUGCGGCUGCCAGCGAGCCGCGGGCUCCUGGCGACAUGCACUGCGCGUACAUUGCGCUGGGCACGAAUGUCGGCGACCGCCUGGCGAACCUGCACAAGGCAUUGCUGCACCUGGCGGCUCUGCCCGAGUCGCGGCUGGUGGAAACUAGCUUUCUGUACGAGACUGCGCCCAUGUAUGUGGCCGACCAGCCGGCGUUCCUGAAUGCAGCAUGCCGGCUCACGACCCGGCUCGAGCCGCUGGCGCUGCUGGACGAGCUCAAGCGCAUCGAAGCCGAGAUGGGUCGCGACUUCAGCGUGAUCCGCAACGGACCGCGCGUGAUCGACCUGGACAUUCUGUUCUACGACGAGCUAGUGAUGCGCACUGAGCGGCUCACGCUUCCGCAUGCACUGGUGCACGAGCGGCGGUUCCAGCUCGGCCCGCUGUGCGAUCUGGACCGCAGCAUCAUGCAUCAGCGGCUCGGCAGAUCGGCCGGGGCACUGUUCCGCCAUCUGACCACCCACAGCAACGCGCCAAACGACAUCGUGCAGGUCACGCCAUUGCAGCCGCACUCAGGGCUCCUGCAAUCGCUGGUGCCGGCCACGCAGAAGCACACGCUGUCCAUGGGUAUCGUCAACUGCACUCCCGACAGUUUCAGCGACGGCGGCGACUUCCUCGCCUGCGACAGUGCCGUCCAGCACGCGAAGCGCCUGGUGGAGGCCGGCGCCGACAUUCUUGAUAUCGGCGGCCAGUCGACGCGGCCCGGAGCUGUGCCCGUCGGCGUUACCGAAGAGAUUGCACGCGUGGUGCCGGUGGUGCGUGCGCUGCGCGAGCAGCAGGUCGGCGUUCCGAUCUCCGUCGAUACGUUCUAUGCCGACGUGGCCCGUGCAGCGUUGGACGCGGGCGCUGAUAUAAUCAAUGACGUCACCGGCGGCUCGCACGACCCCGAGAUGCUGCCGCUGGUGGCCAAGCGCCAGUGCCCGUACGUGCUGAUGCAUAUGCGUGGCUCGCCGUCAACCAUGACGCAGCUCAACGACUAUGCGCAGUUUGACGGCGACGUGGUGCGCGGCACGCGAUUCGAGCUGGCGCAGCGCGUGCGCCAGGCAUUGGACUGCGGCGUGGCGCGCUGGAACAUUAUCCUGGAUCCGGGCAUUGGCUUUGCCAAGGAGGGCAGCCAGAACUUUGAUGUGCUGCGGCGGUUGCCCGAGCUCACCAAGCGCCAUAUUCGUGCGCCCGUGUCCGACCGCUCCGGCAAGCCCGACUCGGCUGACUCUCACGAGGGCUUCAUUGAGGAGGAUCUGCCGGUGGAGCUCGUUGGCUUCCCGGUGCUGGUCGGCAGCUCCCGCAAGCGCUUCAUUGGCAUGGCCACCGGCAAGAAGAACGCCAAGGACCGCGUCUGGGGUACUGCCGCAACCGUCUCUGCUGCUGUCCAGGGCGGUGCUGCCAUUGUGCGCGUGCAUGACGUGGCCGAGAUGGUCGACGUUGCGCGCGUGUCCGACCACAUCUACCGCACCCAGUAAGACCGCUAGCUGGGAAUAACCUGCACCACACUCAGCAGCGCUAUGAUCACGGUCCUUUUUAUGAAACUGAAGAUGGAAUAAAAAAAACUAACCCUUGGUG
Molecule: messenger RNA, 2557 nt
Organism: Linderina pennispora
Lineage: Eukaryota; Fungi; Kickxellomycota; Kickxellomycetes; Kickxellales; Kickxellaceae
Product: Dihydropteroate synthase
Exons: 1
Coding region: 118-2457 (779 amino acids)
Biological process (GO): tetrahydrofolate biosynthetic process
Cellular component (GO): mitochondrial envelope
Molecular function (GO): dihydropteroate synthase activity; 2-amino-4-hydroxy-6-hydroxymethyldihydropteridine diphosphokinase activity; dihydroneopterin aldolase activity
Source: RefSeq, a predicted model, not a curated record